CUUGCAAUGUGGACUCUACAGACCGCGGGACUCUCUCUACCUUAGCUAGAACAAGAACAAGACGCCUCCACACAAACCAACAACUUUUCUAGCUGGCCGCGAUGAAAACUUUAUUUUUAUUCACUCCUUUUUCGUCCCUUUUCCUUCCCUUGCACAUAUAUCAUACACUAUGCUCUAUCUACAUCAUACAAACGUACAUACAUAUAUCCACACACAUACAUAGUUAACCCCCAGUCUCUCACAGUAUUUUCUUCAUCCUCGUCAUUCUCCUCCAUUUCCUCAUUUCUCCUCGUUGUGUGUGCCCUUUCCAUUCCGUAUCUUAUCAUACAAAUAUUCCGUUUGGACCUGUCGAAUGGUACCAAUUUCACACAAGGGAGGUUCGACAGAUACUUUUGUUCAAUUGGGACAUUGCGAUCUUGUUUUUUUUGGGGAAGGACGAAGCUAAAGAAUAAUUACGUCCAUUGUGAUUUCCCGCCAAGUGUUGACAAAACUAACAAAGACCAAAUUUCUGGUGGACUUUAUCACUUUCAACCCCCGAAAGCUUCUUUCUCCUUUUGCUUCGCCACAGUAAAAACAUCAAACAAACAUACCGUCCGAGGAGUCUUUCGCAGACUUUCUUCGCGACUUCCUCGGUCUGUGGCCCUUCUACGAUGCAUUCGUGCAAACGGGGAUUUUUAGAUAUUCGCUGUGCUCGAGUAGCUGAUACUUUUUGAUAUCUCUCAAGAGCGCACCGCUCGGCGCUGCAACAUCCACUUUUCCAAGCUCUUCUCUCAAAGGCCACAAAGAUGUUCACCCUUCUCCUGGAACUAUGGCAGCAAAUUGCGGCUCUCAAGCCAUCUUUUAUUUCCAAAAGUCCUCAUUUCAAUUUCAUCACGAUACAUUGUAAGUUCACAGAGACUCGCAUGGCGAAAUGGAAAAUUCCGGAUUGUGUAACGAGGCUAACUUUAUGCCAUGAAUAGAUUUCUGGAUCAUUGGAAUAACACUCCUCGGCUCUUUAUGUUUAUAUAUCCGAGGAGGAAUCGAUUACAUAGAUGCUCUAUUCUUCGCAAGUGGUGGUGCAACGCAAAGUGGCCUGAAUACUAUCAACCUCAAUGACCUGAACACAUGGCAGCAAACAGUUCUAUACUUGCUACCUAUAUUUACGAAUCCAAUCACGAUCAACUCUUUCGUUGUCUUCCUCCGAUUAUAUUGGUUUGAGAAACGAUUUCAGCACAUUGCUGCCCAAAAUAAAAAGAAUCGAAGGAGCAUUGGGAAGUCAUUCUCAAAGUCGAGAACAACUGAUGCCGGGACUGUAGAUCAAGAGAAAGGUGUUAAUGGCAGAAAUAUUGUUGUAAUGCACGGUACGACACGAGCGAAUGUUAUGCAAAAUGAUAAGGAUGUUAUUGUGGAUAUUCAAGAUGCAAUCGAAAAAGAAAGGGCCAUGAACAGGGCAGAGGCUAUUAAUGGUUCUGGGAGUAGUAACCUAUCAAGUACGGAGACGGCGAACGAUCCUAGUCCUACUUCUCAUCAGACACAAAUCAAGUUUGCCGAUCAAGUAAAGAGGAGUAAUGGAAUGGACGAUGAAGAAUUGCGAUUACCGGUUCGCCGCAGGGACGAGGAUCACAUCGCAUUUCUAGAACGUCAACGAAAUCCAGAAGACAGGACUAUCCUUCGAAUCCCGGGACCAAGAGAUGCAGAUGCUGGUGUAUCUCCACAAACCGUUGAGGAGGAGGAGGAGGAGAGAGGGGAUCCGCUCACAAGAACGUUAUCUCGCGUAUGUUCUGCAUAUUCUCGAAGGGGAAGCAUUGAUCGAGGAACUUUAAAUGGAGAGACACAAUGGCAAGAUCAUUAUCCGUCGAGGAAGCGCAAUAUCACAAUCGAAGUUCCGACGCAUCCCAAGGCUGAACGUGCGGUCGAUGAUGUGAAAGCUGCAGGUUCCACUAUCAAAGGCGUCAUGAGAUUUCGCAAUAACAGAACCAUUGAGCGCAACGAAGCCACCGAGACCCAAGGAAAUGGGGCCGUCAUCACAAAAUUGAAGUCGAGAGCUCCAACAUUUCAAAGCAUAAAGACAGCCCUUACUGGUGAAAAGGAAGAUCCCACUCCUUAUUUGAGCUGGGCGCCGACCAUAGGUCGUAAUUCAGCCUUCGUUGAUCUGACCGAGCAGCAAAGAGAAGAACUUGGUGGAAUAGAGUAUAGGUCAUUAAAAUCAUUGGCUUUAAUUUUGUCUUGUUACUUUAUAGGGUUUAGUAUAUUUGCUGUCGUUUGUCUAUUGCCUUGGAUUCUUCACAAUCAUACCUAUGGUUCAAUAGUCGAAGAGGUCGGCCAGGGCAGAGUGUGGUGGGGUAUUUUCACAGCCAAUUCUGCUUUCACGGAUCUGGGAUUUACCCUCACCCCGGACAGCAUGAUCUCUUUCAACACUGCUAUUUGGCCGCUCUUACUGAUGUCAUUUCUCAUUAUCAUUGGCAACACGGGAUUUCCGAUUAUGCUCAGAUUCAUCAUUUGGGUCACCACAUUGUGGGUACCUAGGAACAGUGGAAUUUGGGAGGAAUUGAGGUUUUUGCUCGAUCAUCCUCGUCGAUGUUUUACACUUCUUUUCCCAAGUAAAGCGACUUGGUGGCUCUUCUGGAUUCUUGUCAUAUUGAACGGCUUGGACUUGUUGUUCUUCAUUAUCCUUGAUGUGAGUUUAUCCAUCUCCGUACUAUUGUGACUUACUGACAGCCUAUCUUAGCUUGGCAAUUCGGUUGUAACUGAUUUGCCAGUGAACAUCCGCAUUCUUGAUGGUUGGUUCCAAGCUGCUUCCACAAGAACGGCUGGUUUUGGAGUCGUCAAUCUUGCCCUACUCCAUCCUGCUAUCCAGGUUUCCUAUCUAAUCAUGAUGUACAUUUCGGUUCUUCCUAUUGCCAUAUCUGUUCGUCGAACGAACGUUUAUGAGGAGAAAUCAUUGGGUAUAUACGGAUCGCCGUCAGAAGAAAAUGAGGAUGAGGGAGAACCAUCUUACGUCGGUGCCCAUCUUCGAAGACAAUUGUCUUUCGAUUUGUGGUAUAUUUUCUUGGGCUUUUUCAUCAUCUCAAUCGCCGAAGGUGGCCGACUUCAAGGUACUGAUCCAUCGAUUAACAUGUUUUCGGUCUUGUUUGAGAUUGUCAGUGCAUAUGGUACAGUUGGCCUGAGUUUAGGAUACCCAGGAAUUGAUGCCUCCUUGUCUGCCGAAUUUAACACUGUCUCGAAACUCGUCAUGAUCGCUAUGCAAAUUCGUGGACGUCAUCGUGGUCUUCCGUACGAACUUGACCGAGCCAUCUUAUUGCCAAGCGAGCAUUUAGCACAGAAAGAAGCUCAAGAUGCAGCACAAAGGGUUCAUCGUCGAAAUUCAAAUGCGACAAUAGUCAGCAAUAAAUUGGAUCUUGCAACCGUCAACACCGCUGUCCAAAGAUCCAACACGGAGCGUCAAGCCCCACAAUCGAGCUUUUUAAGCAGUCUCCUUCACCCUGGCCCAACAAUUCCUAACAGCCAUCGAGAUCAAGGUCUGAGUCAUAUUAGACGACACAGUGUAGCAACACCAGAAAGAGGAAGAAGCAUCAGCCCUAAAGCUAGUGGCGGUGUCUUUUCAAAAUGGAGCACCUCCGAUAAACAUCAAAAUAAUGUGGAUAAGAAAAUAUCUGAGUAAUAAAGGAGUAAUUUUUGAAGGCGAAAUAUGAAUAAACUGUACAAAAAAGCUAUUAUUUAAUUUUACUUGGGAGGGGAGAUUUGGGAGAACACGGGAUACUAUGAUAUUAUGAUACCUUAGAUCGAUUUUAUUCUGCUGGGCAUAUAAUAUUGAUGAUUUUGGAGUUUGUAUGUUGAUCGGAUGUGAUGGGUUUUAUAGACUUAAGCAUGGUUAGCGUUGUCGUUAUUUGUACUUGGGCAUCUUAGGGAAUUUUCAAUGGAUUACUACGGUGCGUAUGUAAAUCAAUCAAAUUUGAAGGUUGGGGAUUUGUGGUUUGUGUUUUGUGUUUAGGGUUGGGUUCCGGGGUUUAUGUUAGAUUACUUGGUAUGUAUGCAUGCAUGUAUAGGUAGGUGUUUUUGGGGGCUUUUCGGGAGAUCUUGGGAGUGUUGUUUGUGUGUUGCGGGAGUAGCUGGCUGGGCGAUCAGUUGGGAGUACAUGGCUGGGGAUUAGCUGAUGUUUCUUCUGAAUGUUCUGGAUGCUCUGAAUGUAGGAUUAUGGAUAGAUUGAUUGAUUCGAAUGUUAUGAUAUGGUAUGCGAUGGAGUGGAGUGAAGUGGAUUGAG
Molecule: messenger RNA, 4240 nt
Organism: Sclerotinia trifoliorum
Lineage: Eukaryota; Fungi; Ascomycota; Leotiomycetes; Helotiales; Sclerotiniaceae
Source: the annotation of a GenBank genome assembly